UGGCCCAACCCCCCCUCCCCGUUUCUCCCGCCUCGGCCCCGGUUGGUGCUUCCUUUUGGCGGCCGCGCCGUGUUGCCCCACGAGGAGGAGCUGGAAAAUGCAGAUCUGGCAUCCCACCCGGCACACGCACACGCGCAGGGCGGCAUAAGUCCACGAGCCGGAUUCCCCUCUUCGCGAGACAGAAGAGACGCCUCUCCGGCUCUCAGCCCAGACCUUCUUCGUGACAACCUCCGCUGAUUUGUACCUUGACAGCCUCCUUCCCGGUCCCCUGGCCCCCUCGCCCGGCAGAGCCAUGAAGGCAGACCCGGUGCCCCGCUGGAAGGCGGGCGGCCUCUUCCUGGUGGGGCUCCUCGCCUUGGCCUCCGCCUCCGACCCAGCCGUCUACACCAAUCAUUUUUUGGUGGAGUUUCACCACGGGGGAGAAGCGGAAGCCGCGCAAGUUGCAGCCGCCUAUGGCUUCCACGGGGUCAGGAAGCUUCCCUUUGUAGAAGACGGAUACCAUUUUUUUCAUAAUGGCUUGGCCAAAGGUCGACGGCGACGCAGUCUUCAGCACCAGCUUCGCUUAGAAAAAGAUCCUAGGGUGAAGAAAGCUGUGCAGCAGAUAGGCUUUGGGAGGAAGAAGAGAGGAUACAGAGAUAUCAAUGAAAUUGACAUCAACAUGAAUGAUCCCUUGUUUACAAAACAGUGGUACUUGAUCAACACUGGGCAAGCAGAUGGGACUCCUGGACUCGAUUUGAAUGUGGCAGAAGCCUGGGAGUUGGGUUACACAGGGAAAGGAGUAACUAUAGGAAUUAUGGAUGAUGGGAUUGAUUAUCUUCAUCCAGAUCUGGCCUCCAAUUAUAAUGCACAAGCCAGCUAUGAUUUCAGCAGUAAUGACCCAUAUCCAUACCCUCGCUAUACAGAUGAUUGGUUUAACAGUCAUGGAACCAGAUGUGCUGGUGAAGUAUCUGCUGCAGCAAACAACAAUAUCUGUGGAGUUGGAGUGGCAUAUAAUUCCAAGGUGGCAGGUAUUCGGAUGCUGGAUCAGCCAUUUAUGACCGACAUUAUAGAGGCCUCUUCUAUCAGCCACAUGCCCCAAGUGAUAGAUAUCUAUAGUGCCAGCUGGGGCCCUACUGAUAAUGGUAAAACUGUGGAUGGACCAAGAGAGCUCACCUUACAAGCCAUGGCAGAUGGUGUGAAUAAGGGCCGUGGUGGCAAGGGAAGCAUCUAUGUUUGGGCCUCUGGAGAUGGAGGAAGUUACGAUGACUGCAACUGUGAUGGUUAUGCUUCAAGCAUGUGGACUAUUUCCAUCAAUUCAGCUAUUAAUGAUGGCCGAACAGCUUUGUAUGAUGAAAGCUGCUCGUCAACUUUGGCUUCUACUUUUAGCAAUGGGAGGAAGAGAAAUCCUGAAGCUGGUGUGGCUACAACCGAUUUAUAUGGCAACUGUACAUUACGCCACUCUGGAACAUCUGCAGCUGCACCAGAAGCUGCGGGAGUGUUUGCACUUGCGCUGGAGGCAAAUGCGGAUCUGACCUGGAGAGACAUGCAACAUUUGACAGUGCUUACCUCCAAAAGAAACCAGCUUCAUGAUGAAGUUCAUCAGUGGCGGAGAAAUGGUGUUGGCCUAGAAUUCAACCACUUGUUUGGCUACGGAGUCCUUGAUGCUGGGGCAAUGGUUACAAUGGCUAAAGACUGGAAGACUGUACCAGAGAGGUUUCACUGUGUUGGUGGAUCAAUACAAGAGGCCCAGAAAAUACCAUCAACUGGCAAGUUGGUUUUGACUCUUACCACAGAUGCUUGCGAGGGGAAGGAGAACUUUGUACGUUACCUCGAACACGUUCAGGCGGUUAUCACUGUGAACUCUACCAGGAGAGGGGACUUGAAUAUCAACAUGACAUCACCAAUGGGAACUAAAUCCAUUUUACUGAGUCGGCGCCCAAGAGAUGAUGACUCCAAGGUGGGCUUUGACAAAUGGCCCUUCAUGACAACACAUUCUUGGGGAGAAGAUCCCAGAGGUACUUGGGUUCUGGAAGUUGGGUUUGUUGGCAUCCUGCCCCAGAAGGGAGUCCUCAAGGAAUGGACAUUAAUGCUACACGGGACUCAAAGUGCACCCUACAUAGACCAAAUAGUAAAAGAUUACCAGUCUAAAUUGGCCAUGUCCAAGAAGGAAGAGCUGGAAGAGGAAUUAGAUGAAGCAGUAGAGAGAAGUCUCAAGAGUAUAUUGAGCAAGAACUAGCACUGCUUUGCAUGCCAAGCGGUCUCCUUUCCCUGUUCGCUUUCCUGAAGAUUUCAAUUAGGCAUAUUCCAGUUAUUGGGCCAAUCCCAAUACUAGUCCUACCAAGAAUAAACUCACUGAAAUCAAUGAGACUGAAGUUAAUGGUUCAGUCUCAUUUAUUUCAGUGAAGCUAUCCUAGAUAAGACUAACACUGGUUUUAGCCCACUGUAUGUAGUUGAUUAUCCUAACUUUCUGAUUUUAUGAUUGUCUACAGUGGAAACUUUUGAAUUCUGAGCCACAAAUAUAAUACUAUCAACCAACUACUUGGUUAAAGUGUAUGACUGUAACUAUCAUCAUGCAGAGUUGGGAUGUUCAUUGAAGGAUUUUGUUUUGCUUGGUUUUGUUUUGUUUUGCUUUUUGUUUGUUGUCAUGCAACAAGUAACUACCUACAAAAUUUUGAUGUGUUCUUCUAUUUUUUUUAAUUUUAAGCUUUUGGACAGGUGAAUGUUCAAACUGGCCACUCCGAUUUGCUGAAAUACUGUCAUGGAAGUUACAAUAGUGGAAGAAAAACUCAGAUGCUGCAGGGGAAAAUGAUAUGUUACUUUCUUUAUGCUCUUUUUUAAUAUUUACAUUUUUAUUCUGAGGUUUUAUACUACAAAUCCUUCCCAUACCUCUGUCCCUUCUGAAACUGUUUAUCUUUUUUGCAAUAAAAGGGAAUUUUUGGGCUCCAAUAGCAACUGGGGUGGGGACAAUUUUCAAGAGGAAACAGAUGCACUCCCCGGUUCUGGAUCGGAUCCCCUCAUAAAGUGGGAAUCUAAACAUAAAGUGACCUCUUUAAACACACAAUGUGCUGCUUGGCCUUAAUACAAGUUCAAAUAUUCUUGGGAUCAACUGAAAUAUAUUCACACUUUGAGGGAAGUUUUAGGAUACAAGUGAUUGCGUUUGGUUUUUCCACCUAAGGUUGCCAUCAAUUUCCUGUCACUAAGCAUCACAGGACUCAAGAGGAUGUGUCUCUGAUAUGACAUGUGUGGGUUAAUCACAUAUCUGGAACAUGAGGACAAUUGUUCAUAGCUUUCUAAACUCUAAUGCCCAUCUAGAUCCUGGUUCAUAUUUUACUGGCAGUAUAAUCACUAGUCUUUAUGGGGUAUGGCAAUGUAUUAGCGUAAACAAAUAUCUCUCCAUUUUUCAUUGCAACUGUUUUUUUAAAUAAAUUGUCUAUGAGAUGGCCGAUUCACGUAAUACACAUCAAGGUCAAUUGCACUUUAUUGUUAAAUAAUUUCCUAGAGAUGAGAAGCAAGAGCAUAUACAAUAAGGGCUGAAGUUUUGAGGAACUGAUUCUAAAUCAAAUAAUGCUAACUGCAGAAUUGGUGGUGAAGGAAGACUGCACUGCAGAUUCAUCAAACUGAAUUGAUUAGGUGCCUACUUUGAAUUGGAGGUAAAUCGAUGUACAGAAUUAUUUCAUUCUUUUUCUUUCUUUUCUUCUUCUUUUUUUUUUGGCACGUAUUAUAUCGAAUGUAGUCUGCUCUUUGGAAACUCCAGAAUGGCAUGCAGUUGUCAGAAUGACUUCAGUGAAGUGGGUCAUGUUUAUAUACCCACUAAGCACAAUCAUAUUAGACUACGAUUGCAGUUGUAGUGCACCCCAAAUCACUGGAAAUGGCUAGAAUGCCAAACAUAGAAGCUAAAGCAUAGGGCCUCAUUAGGUGAACUUUGGCAUUGCUUGCAGUGUUGUACCCCUCCUCCCACCCCAAUGAGUCUGUAACAUUAGUCACUUCCUGGCUGAAUUGGGUCCCUCAGCAGCAUUUCCAGUCUCCUAGUUCUGCUAUGGUCUUGGUUUCAGGCAUGUAUUGGUUAAUGGUAUAGGGUCUUCUCAUGCUAAAAGCACAGAGAGGGAAAUUUUUACAUGCUUGGUGUCAGAUAAAAAUAUAAUAUGUGCUGGAACAAAAUUUGAGAUUAUUCUGCUUGUUCCCAAAGCUGCCGCCCUGCACUACUGAAAUUUCUGUUCUGGUGGAGAACAUUUACAAAGAACACACUAAGACUAUAAGCAAAAAAAUAUUUGGCACAGUCUGGAUUUUCCUGAACUUGCUUUCAAACAUUUCUUAAAUCAAAAAAGGAAAGACAUUGAAGUUUCAGCUUACAAAAUCACUUACAAUUCUAAUACGAAAAUUACUUUGUUUCUGAAAAGCAUGCAAAACACAUAGCUGUAUUCCAAUAAAAGGUACAUACAAAACCAACAGUUGGAAUCAAGGAUACGAAAUGCCAGUGAUUAAAAAGCAUUAUAUUGUUUUGUUUGCAACUGUAAAAGUUAUAAACAAAAUACCCACAUGAUGACAUGUGUAAACAAAAACAAUAAUUGGGCAACAACAAUGUAAAAUACGAGAAGUCUACAAAGUGAACAUGCAGUGCAGCAUUUUUAACUCUUUUGUGUGUGUCCUCUUUUUGUUUUGUUUUUAGUUCUUGCUACUUUGCAUAAAGAACAUUAUAAGGUUUUUAGCAUACUGGUAUUUAGUGUACCUGAUCGCAUUUGCUCUUUUUAUGCCCCCCUUUCAUAGUAGUGGAUCUGGGAAUCUCUGAUUAUUCAUUGCUAAGUAGAGUAUAGGGACAACUCAGCAAUUUUAGAUUCCUUUCAUAUAGGGCAGUGGUUCUCAACCUGUGGGUCCCCAGAUGUUUUGGCCUUCAGCUCUCAGAAAUCUUAACAGCUGGUAAACUGGCUGGGAUUUCUGGGGGUUGUAGGCCAAAACACCUGAGGACCCACAGGUUGAGAACCACUGAUAUAGUGGUUCUCAAACUUUUUCAGCCCUUUUUGAAGUAAAAGUUUCUUCUCCCAAGAACUGUUUAUAUAUUACAUUGCAUAUUAUAUUAUAUAUAAUGUAUAUAUAUCAGGCAUGUGCCAGGCCAGUGGCAGAUGACUGGGGUGUUUGUGAGAAUUAAUUUGCACAGUGCAAAAAGAAAGAAAGAAAGAAAAGAAAGAAAGAACAAUACAAUAUUUAAAAUGAAGAACAAUUUUAAACAACAUAAACCUCUACCGUAUUUCAGUAGCAGACCCCAGAGGCCAUCCAGUCCAACCUUCUGCCAAGCAGGAAAAACACAAUCAAAGCACCUCCAACAGAUGUCCAUGGGGAAAGGGGUCUGGGCAGUGAGGGUGCUAGGGGAGAAAGGGUCUGUGCCUCAGCAGCAUGAUGCUGCAGAGCCCCUCACUAUCACCCCAAGGGCUCCGCAGAGCACAGUUUGAGAACCCCUGCUUUAAUAGAAUGAAAAAUAGUAAGCACAUGUUUACUGUAUAUACUCAUGUAUAUGUCUAAAGGUUUUCGACAAUAAAAUGGACCCAAAACCUCUAAGUCAACUUGUCCAUGGGUCAGUGUAAUACUGUACUUUAACUCUUAUCAAAAAAAGGAGCAAUCCCCUUCUCUGAAUAGAGCGGUGAAAUGUGAAAGCAUAGUCCAUCCUGGGAGAACCAAAAAGAAGCACUAACCCACUCUACACUUUCUACUGCAGUGCCAUUUCUAAUCUUUUCAAAUGCCUGGUGGGCAAAAUGGUGGCAGCAGCACCCCAGGAAUAGUAGCCCUCUGAAGCAACACUGGCACUCCCUCAUCAACUUAAACUAUCUUACAACCUCAUCAGAUGGGCUACUUUGCCUGUCCUACGCCACUUAUUCUCCCCUUUCAGGAUGGAGCCCAUUACAUAAUGCAUGUGGUUCUGUCUGGAAAAGAAGAGAGCAAGCAGCAUAUGCUGCUGCUGUGGCAACAUGGGAACCUGCCUGUGUUGCCUUACCAGCAAUAGAGGGAAGUCAUGCAGCAACGCUUCACCCCAUAGGAUGGGGAAAAGCAAGUUGUGCAAUGUGGGGUAUGAAUCAAUGGUAUCUCCACACAUCCCACUGGGAUGCAUGGCCAAUCUAUGGGCCUUUGGAAUGAGGUCCUAUGGGUCAUAUCACAAUUCAUAAUUUUGGCCCCAAAACCUGCCCUUGACAUAAGGUCCACAGUGUGUAGAAAUGGGAGGAUUUCAAAAACGGGCACAAAUCUACUCCACUCCUUUCCCCUAUGCAUAGAAAUGCUCAAGAAGUUCCCCUUUUUCUUUGUGAUGGAAAGUAGUGGAUUUGUCCGAUUACUUUGUGAUGACGCAAUGUGGGCAUUCAUGUGGGUGGUUGCUAAUGUUCCUUCUGUUUCCAUUAGUGGUUUAAAGACAGUAUGGGUCCUAUUGAAAAAAGUGUUUUUAAAAGUGUGCCUGUCUCCUUUAGUGUAGGGGUUUAAGAGGAACAAUCCUAGAGAGGAGGCAGGUAACAGCGUGGUGCUUUGGAGCCCCUCACUAUCACCUGUGGAGCCCCAAGGGCUCUGCAAAGCACAGUUUGAGAAUCCCUGCUUUAAUAUAAUGGAAAAAAUAGUAAGCACAUGUUUGUUUACUGUAUAUACUCAUGUAUAUGUCUAAAGGUUUUUGAUAAAAAAGGACCCAAAAGCCCUAGGUCAACUUGUCCAGUGUAAGUACAGUACUUUAAUUCUAAUAAAAAAAAAAUCCACCCCCAUCCCUGAAUAGAGUGGUGAAAUGUCAAAGCAUAGUCCAUGUAAAAAUGAUACCUGGUUUAAAAAGUGUCCUGGUGUCCUUGAAAUGGUUGAACUAGAAAGGGGAUGAGUCUGAUGCGGGUGAGUAAAUUCUCUGUCUUCUUUCAAGACGGAAGCCCAUGAAACGCCACACAAAGAAAAUGAUUAAACCCACUCCCCGCUCCUUUAUGGGAUGAAGUCCUAAGUUGUAGUUCAUUAAUGAGAUAAAUAAACCAAAAACUAAACAUGAAUCCAUUCUAUUCUCAGAUAGAUGCAUGAACAGUGGAGAUUUAACAACUGCUUUCCAUAUCCCAUUGAAGACAACAGGGGGCGGGAAACCUUUCAAUAGCAAUAGGCUUUGAAUAGAAGAGCUCCCAUUCUCCUCUGUGGCAGAAACUCCAUUGCAUAUGCAUGAUCAUUUCCAUUUCCAUUUUCAUCUCAUGGAAAACAAGGGAAAUCUUUCAUGUGCACAGGUGUUUAACGGCAGGAGGCUGCCUCUAGUGCCAAUAAAUGAAAGACUUCAGUGUAAUUUGUUCCAAAACAUAAAUCCUAACUGUCUAAUGAGCAUAUAGACAGGCAUUUCUGAGCUGUGAUGACCUUUACCCAGUUUCAACUGCCUGUGUAUAAAGGCUGUGAACCCACAUGGAGGUAAACAUUAUAUUACCAAAGCUUGGAAAGUUACUUUUUAAAUAGCCCUUGUUACAAUGCUGAAAAAGUAACUCAUUGCUAUGACUUGUUGCAAUGCUGGGAAAGUAACACAUUGCAUUACUUGUGGCAGUGCUGUACUCAUUUUUUUCUUCCUUUUUUUUUGAAGGAGGGAAAUCAUUUAUGGUUAAUAAGAGAAUAGUAAUUUUAAAAACCUGGAAAAUUCCUGUCAAAAUGCAUAUAAGCAUGCCCUUUUAAAGCACUUUUGGGAUAACUAGAAAUUAUUAUUUGUUAUGUCAAUAUUAUCAAUUUUAUCAUUGACGUGUGACUUUUUACAACCUUGUCCCAACAAUAAGUAGUUAUAUGUAACUGCAUUGCUAAUUACAUAUAAUUAUUUCCAAUUACAUUACUUGUAAUGCUUCACAUAUUGCCUCCAUACGGUUGUAAGGUACAACCACAUCUGUUGUGCAGGCCUCCUUUGCCGAUUCAGACCAUCUAUGUUUAAAUAUACAACUAAACUUGCAUUAGUUGUAGUCUAUGAACGCUGCGAUAGCACAUUGGCAUAUAUAUUAUAUAUUUAUAUAUAUACAGGUCCAAGAAUUGUACAUAGAAAUAGGAAUACAUUGCCUAUAUAAAUAUAUGUUUAAUAGACACACAAUCUCUGUUCACAGGGUCUUCUUAAGAACACAAAGGUCACAUUAAUAUCUUGGAAGUUGUUUAAAUUAGUAAAUGAAAAGGAUUGUCAUUUCAGAAUAUAUAUAGUUGUCAUUGCUUUGAUGUAACUUUGCACCUGAAUAUUAAAUGUCCUAUAGAGCAACAAAACAACAAAAUUGGUGUACAUAUUUUCAUAAUUUGAACUCUAAGAAGUGGUUGCACAUUUUUGAUAUAUUAUUACUACUACUACUACUACUACUACUACUAUUACUACUAUUUGUAUAUACAACAUUUAAAGAGAGAUAAAUACAUUUAGUUAUUUGGAUUUACUUUUAUUAUUUCAAUCAUGGUAGAAAUUGAAAAAAUAUGUCCAACUGAGAGUACAUUUUCUGUGGUCUUACUGAUGCAAAAUAACUUGAUCAUAAUUUGUUUUUUUAAGGUGAGAGUCAUGAGGUUAAUUGUUUACUUGCAGUGAACAUUGUUAAAGCCCUCUGUGACUGACUGUUUUAUAAUAUGAGGAAAAUAAAAAGAUGCUGUAAAGGA
Messenger RNA from Anolis carolinensis (green anole), 8565 nucleotides. It is a transcript of the gene pcsk2, whose product is annotated as proprotein convertase subtilisin/kexin type 2. The record is from RefSeq and is a predicted model, not a curated record. NCBI's taxonomy places the organism in Eukaryota, Metazoa, Chordata, Lepidosauria, Squamata, Anolidae. The transcript is spliced from 12 exons. The coding region runs from base 293 to 2215 and encodes 640 amino acids. Gene Ontology annotation, cellular component: neuron projection; membrane. Gene Ontology annotation, biological process: peptide hormone processing. Gene Ontology annotation, molecular function: serine-type endopeptidase activity.